UUCUCUCUCUUUGUUUGUUUUUUUUUUCAUUUCACCAAACCAAACCAAACACUUCUUCAUCUUCUCUCUCACACUACUAACAACAAACACUUCCUUCUCCUUCCUUCUUCGACUAUGGAUAAGAAGCACGGCGGCUUGUUCUCCAAGUCCAAUUCCCGGCGAUCACGAUCCAAGAGUCCUGUCAGAAGCGUCUCUCCGAUCAUCAUCCGUCGUCGUAAAGGUCGUUACGUCACUCAGCCGGACCGCUACCACAUGUCUGAGAUGCUUGCUCCGGUUAUAGAAGGUCCUGAUCCAGACGGUGAAGACUCCGGAAGCAGUGGUGAUUACUCUAGGUUCGAGAGACGGUGGUACAAUUGGAUGAAAUGUCAGCUUCCUGUAGCUCCGCCGUCAGUUUCGUCGUCUUCCGACUUUAAACGAACGGAUCUGAGGCUUUUGCUUGGUGUUCUUGGCGCACCUUUAGGUCCUGUUCACGUUAGUGCUCUGGAUCUCCUUCCUCACCUCAGCAUCAAGAAUACACCUAUGGAAACAUCCUCUGCUCAGUACAUACUUCAGCAGUAUACGGCUGCAUCAGGUGGUCAGAAGGUUCAUAGUUAUGUGCAAAAUGGAUAUGUUAUGGGAAGAAUCAGGACGAUGGCCUCAGAGUUUGAGACAGGCUCAAAGGGUUCAAAGAGCAAGAAUAAUUCUUCAAAAGCUGUUGAGUCUGGAGGAUUUGUGUUGUGGCAUAUGAAUCCUGAUAUGUGGUACAUGGAGCUUGUUCUUGGUGGGAGCAAGGUCCUUGCAGGUUGUGAUGGGAAGCUUGUGUGGAGGCACACACCAUGGCUUGGACCUCAUGCUGCAAAAGGACCGGUUAGACCAUUACGACGUGCUCUUCAGGGACUUGACCCGAAAACCACAGCGUAUAUGUUUGCUAAUGCAAGGUGCAUAGGAGAAAAAAAGAUAGAUGGUGAAGACUGUUUCAUUCUCAAGCUAUGUGCAGACCCAGCGACACUCAAAGCUAGAAGUGAAGGGGCAUCAGAAACCAUAAGACAUACGUUGUUUGGUUACUUCAGCCAAAAGACAGGUCUUCUUGUUCACUUGGAAGACUCUCAGCUAACUCGUAUACAAAACAAUGGAGGCGAAGCAGUAUACUGGGAGACGACCAUCAAUUCAUACCUAGAAGACUACAAACAGGUAGAAGGCAUCAUGAUAGCUCACUCAGGUAGAUCUGUGGCUACGCUUUUACGGUUUGGAGAUAUGUCAUCGGGACAUAACACUAAGACGACAAUGCAAGAAGCAUGGGUCAUAGAUGAGAUUGCGUUCAAUGUCCCUGGCUUGUCUAUGGAUUGCUUCAUUCCACCUUCAGAACUCAGAUUUGAUUCCCACGUUGAAGAGUUAUCUCAAGGCCCCAGAAUUAAGACAUUGCAGGGCUCCCGCCAGAAAAAUGGGUGAUGUCGAAAGAAACCAGGAGAGAUCAAUGUGUAUAAUUCAUUCAAAAGAAACCCGUAGGUCGAUUAUUCUACUUUACUAUUGUUGAAGCUAAAAAUUCUUGUAGGAAGAUGUUUCGUUGGAAGAUGUAAAUAGACUGCAGGAGAAUCUCGUUCUUUUUGCCGCAUAAUGUUUUAGAGGAAUGUGUAUAAUCUCUAUUCAGAAGGCUAUUUUCAUCAUCAA
Molecule: messenger RNA, 1647 nt
Organism: Camelina sativa (false flax)
Lineage: Eukaryota; Viridiplantae; Streptophyta; Magnoliopsida; Brassicales; Brassicaceae
Source: RefSeq, a predicted model, not a curated record